GGUUAGAUUAUGAGCAGAAAAUGAAAACAAAAACAACAACAAACACUUUUCGCCUGUUCGGUUUUCGGUAAUUUCGGUUGCAGGUUGCCACAGCGUUUUGCAUAUUGAGUCCAGUCACUUUUAUAAUAAUCAACUAUACGAUUUUUGUAAAAUGUUGAAUGUAUGUAGAACAGUGUGUUCCCAAAAAUUGAAGACAAUUCGUUUAUUUUCUUCAGACACAAUUUUUGCUUUAUCCUCAGGUCAUGGAAAAUGUGGGGUUGCCGUCAUUCGGGUCUCUGGGAAGAAUUCACCUACCGCUCUGAAACUAUUGACAGAUUCCAAUGUAUUACCGAAAGCAAGAAGUGCAAUUUUGCGACGUAUAAAACAUCCUAUAAGCAAAGAAACAUUGGACAGAGGACUAAUUUUGUGGUUUCCUGGCCCCAAAAGUUUCACAGGAGAGGACAGUUUUGAACUACAAGUACAUGGUGGAAUAGCAGUAGUCAAUGCGAUUUUGAAUGCUCUGGGAUCCAUUCCCAGUUUGAGACUGGCCGAGCCAGGAGAGUUCACCAGAAGGGCAUUUCAUAAUGCUAAGCUGGAUUUAACUGAAGUAGAAGGACUUGCAGAUCUGCUACAAGCUGAAACCGAGUUACAAAGAAGACAGGCAUACCUGCAAACAGAGGGUUCCUUAAGCAAGUUAUAUAAUAAAUGGAAGAAAACAUUGACUAAUGGAGUUGCUCAUGUGGAAGCUCAUAUUGAUUUUGGAGAGACAGAAACGUUAGAACCCCAUCUGAUUGAACACGUUGCCAAAGAUAUCCAUAUUUUAGCACGAGAUAUAGAACAGCACUUAGCAGAUGGUAGAAAAGGGGAGAUACUUAGAAAUGGGGUGAAAACAGUUAUCUUAGGGGAACCCAAUGUAGGGAAGAGCAGUUUACUGAAUUUAUUGUGUGAAAGGCCUGCAGCCAUAGUAACUCCCAUUGAAGGAACAACUAGAGAUGUUUUAGAAGUUACACUGAACAUACACGGUUACCCUUUAGUGUUGGCAGAUACUGCAGGUCUGCGAUCAAGCACCAAAGAUAUUAUUGAGAAGGAAGGUAUUGAGAGGGCACUGAAACUAUAUGAGAAAUCAAAUUUGGUUAUUCUUGUUGUUGAUAUGGAGAAAUAUCGAAAUUGGAAAAGAAUACAUGAGGAGAGAGGCAUUAAUAAGUAUUUGAAGGAAUAUGUGGAUAAGUUAAAAAUAUCCAAUCUGAUUGAUGCCAGCGAUGAAAAUAUAUCAUUCACUAAACAAUGUUUAGUUGUAUUCAACAAAAGUGAUUUAGGUCAAGAUGAAGAUGCUUCCAUUGAUGAAGAUCAUUUUGUCAGGAUAUCAUGUAAAACCGAAGAUGGAGUGGCGAAACUUACCCAUAUGAUAUCACAAAAACUAAGAAUAUUAUGCGGAGAACCUUCUGAGGAGCAUCCGAGUAUGAACCAAUUGAGGCAUCGACAGCAUCUUUCGGAUUGCCUGAAAUCACUCCAGUUAUUUUUAGAUGAAGUUUCCUCUGAUGAUACCAAAGAAUACGAUUUGGUAAUAAUGGCUGAAUAUUUGAGAAAAUCGCUAAGACAACUUGGAAAGCUGGUAGGAAAUGUGACUACUGAUCAAUUACUCAACGUUAUCUUUAAGGACUUUUGUAUAGGAAAAUGAGAAGUUGUGUGAUUUGAACAGAUUAGUGGAGAAACUUGAUGCGAUAUCAACAACAACACGUAUCAGAAUGUUUCAGGUUUGAGAUUUAUAAAAGGUGAUCAAACACGAUUUAAUGUAC
Molecule: messenger RNA, 1775 nt
Organism: Phaedon cochleariae (mustard beetle)
Lineage: Eukaryota; Metazoa; Arthropoda; Insecta; Coleoptera; Chrysomelidae
Source: the annotation of a GenBank genome assembly